AUGCCAGUGGAACCUCUUGCUGGUGACACUAUAAAAUGUUCCGAGGAAGGUAUCUUCAGAACUUUUGAUUCGAACCGCAUCACAUCAUUUUUCACUCUGCACGCCAUCUCUAACAUCACCUUUGGCCAAACUUUCGGCUUUCUAGAACGAGAUGAGAACCCUUUCAGUUACAUUCAGAACCUUUCGCAGUUCCCCCUUGUUAUAAUCGUUUUCGGUGUUUACACGGAACUCACCCACAUUUUGAAACUUCUGCUGCUCAAACCUGCGCUUCCCAAGAAUAUCAACAAACGUGGCCUGGGUUGUGUGACGGGCUCCGCUACGGAUCGAGUUCGGGAGCGAUUUGUAGACAGCCCUGUUGUUCAACUAGAUAUAUUAGGCGCUUCCAUGAACAAGGGCCGUAUACAGGGCGAGCUCGGUAGCCAGGCCCCUUACCCAACUUACAGCUGA
Messenger RNA from Truncatella angustata, 447 nucleotides. RefSeq lists its product as uncharacterized. Bases 1 to 447 code for a protein of 148 amino acids. The transcript has a single exon. The record is from RefSeq and is a predicted model, not a curated record. Lineage: Eukaryota; Fungi; Ascomycota; Sordariomycetes; Amphisphaeriales; Sporocadaceae.